GCGCUCUUUUCUGUGGUCGUGCAACAUUCAUUUGCUCGAGUCACAAGCCACAACCAGCAACGCCCGGCUGAGAUGGCAGGAGACACGGCAAAGGCCGACCAGCUCAAAGCUGAAGGCAACAAGCAUUUCCAAAGCGGCAACUGGGUCGUCGCCGAGAGCUUCUACUCCAAGGCGUGAGUUUUCGCCACUCCUGACAGCACUGGAACUAGUCACAGUCACGGAUGGAUGACUGACGGCCUACAUCCCCACAGCAUCAUUGCCGAUGAUACAAAUCCGGCUCUCUACACCAACAGGGCUAUGGCUAGGCUCAAGCUCCAGUAUUACGACGAGGCCAUCACAGACUGCCAGGCAUGCCUGCGCCUUAACAAGAGCAGCAUGAAGGCCUACCACAUCCUCUCGCAGGCGCACCAGGCCCUGAGGAACUUUGAUGACGCCCUGGACAACGCCCUCAAGGCGCACGCUAUUGCCGCAGAGACCAAUGACAAGUCCCUGUCUCCCAUCACGUCCCAGGUCUUGACCUGCAAGAAGGAGCGCUGGGAUCAUCUCGAGAAGCGUCGCAUCCGAGAGGGCCAGGAGCUGGAGAACGAGGCCAUUGCCCUGAUGGAGCGCGAGCGUGAUGCGAUGGUCGAGAGUUGCAGCGCGGAUGACGAGAUUGAGCGCAAGCAGAUCCAAGAGGAGUGGGAUGGCAAGAUCAGCCGGUUGCGCGAGACGUUCGAACGGGCACGCGCGGACUCUGAGAAGCGUCGAGAGGUGCCAGAUUGGGCGAUUGAUGACAUCAGCUUCGGCAUCAUGGUUGAUCCGGUGGUGACCAAGACUGGCAAGUCGUACGAGAGAGCAUCUCUCAUGGAGCACCUGAGGAAGCACCCGAGUGAUCCCCUGACGCGCGAGCCCCUCCAGCCAAGCGAGUUGAGGCCAAAUCUUGGCCUGCGGCAAGCCUGCGACGAGUUCCUGGCACAGAACGGCUGGGCAGUCGACUGGUAAUGUGUCAGGCGCGAGCCUCGUUGUAUGCGCAAUGCUGUUCCUUCACUGGCUUGUCAGCAUAUGAAAUCUCCAGCGCGGGUAGGCCCCCGAAUGUCUUAGCACCUAACGAAAGAUCGGCCCCUUUCUUUUGCCAUCUCCAGCCGCUUCUCUAAGCUGAACUUUCCUUGGGGAUUAGGGGGUCGGCAAUGGCCCUCGUGUUGAUAUUAGCUUGAGCUGCCUGGGUCCGGCAAGCUGGACUAACUUCUUGGAUUCUCUUUGCGGCAGCACU
Microdochium trichocladiopsis is the source of this 1249-nucleotide messenger RNA. RefSeq lists its product as uncharacterized. Gene Ontology annotation, biological process: positive regulation of proteolysis; protein quality control for misfolded or incompletely synthesized proteins; protein polyubiquitination. The transcript has 2 exons. NCBI's taxonomy places the organism in Eukaryota, Fungi, Ascomycota, Sordariomycetes, Xylariales, Microdochiaceae. Gene Ontology annotation, molecular function: protein-folding chaperone binding; ubiquitin protein ligase activity. Gene Ontology annotation, cellular component: cytoplasm. The record is from RefSeq and is a predicted model, not a curated record. The coding region runs from base 226 to 981 and encodes 251 amino acids.